UUCUCUCAACCACACGAUCUUUGUUGCAGGAGAUAUUUACAAGAAGCCCGUGAAGAAGAAGAAGAGGAAGAACAAUUCAGAAGGACAGGCAAAGCUCUCAUAGAUGUUGACUCCAUUGCCAAGCACACCAGCUCCAUCAAACGAGAAGCCAGAAAACCAUUUGAAGAGUUUCUGUCUUGUGAAAGAUAUGGAGCAUGGAGGCAAGAGCAGAGGAUUGUAGCAGCAAGGCUGAAGAAACACCUCAAGGCAAGAUGGGCCAUUCAGAAACUCAUUCACGAACAGCUGGGCCGAUUCCAGGCCAAUUACAACCGGGCCAUGGGCCCAACCAAGAUGACGGACGUUGCACAAUUUCUCAUGCCCAAGUGGAUUCCGGCCCACGAGCUAGCAGCCCUGUUUUGGCUCGGAGACUGGAGGCCCUCCACCAUCCUCGAGCUCCUCCGCUCGUUGGCCCACUCCUUAUGGGACCCAAUUGCAGUGGAACGGGCCCUUUCCCAGCUCAUCCACGAUAUACGGAUCGAAGAGGCCGUGAUCGACGAGGAAAUGACCGAGAUCCAAGCGAAUUGUGUCCUUCACUUGCCGUUCGGCCCAACAAACACCGAGGGAAACUGGCUUGCCCUGGCCCGUGUUAGAUCCGAAUUCAAGAAAAUCCAUCGUGUCAUCACUAAGGCCCAAAACCUAAGGACAAAAGCACUAGAACUGGCAGUGUCAAAGGUGCUGAGCCAGACAGAUGCGGCAGAAUUCCUAGUUGCAUUUGUCGGAAUUCAAGAAGCCAUCCAUGAAUAUUCAAUGAAACAUAAAACGCGAAAGGGUCCGGUCUGCAUCGACGAACUUGCGAUCCAUUCCAGCGUAUUGGAGUAGCCGUAGCCCCAUUCUUGUUCUGUCCGGAGAUAGUUUCCUACGUAGUACAAAAUGUAACAGUCAUACAUAUAUGUACCUUGUAGCUUUCUUGGUGAUGAAAAUUCCAUGUUUGAGGUGUGUUUGGUAAGCCCUGCAAAAGAA
Messenger RNA from Sesamum indicum (sesame), 999 nucleotides. Its product is annotated as seed dormancy control protein. The record is from RefSeq and is a predicted model, not a curated record. Gene Ontology annotation, biological process: DNA-templated transcription. Lineage: Eukaryota; Viridiplantae; Streptophyta; Magnoliopsida; Lamiales; Pedaliaceae. Gene Ontology annotation, molecular function: sequence-specific DNA binding.